Monoraphidium neglectum is the source of this 1389-nucleotide messenger RNA. RefSeq lists its product as hypothetical. NCBI's taxonomy places the organism in Eukaryota, Viridiplantae, Chlorophyta, Chlorophyceae, Sphaeropleales, Selenastraceae. Gene Ontology annotation, cellular component: Golgi apparatus; endoplasmic reticulum. The record is from RefSeq and is a predicted model, not a curated record. Bases 1 to 1389 code for a protein of 462 amino acids. The transcript has 4 exons.
AUGCUCGGGGCCCUCGCGGCCGGCCCCCGAUUGGCGCGCCCUGUCGGCGACGCGGCCCUGGCCGAGGUCGGUGUGGCGCUGCUGGCGGCGCUCUCAGAGUCGCUGCCCCUCGACCCCGCCGCGCCGCAGCACCACCAGCAGCAGCCCCAGAAGCAGAGCGCCGGCCUCCUCAUCAUGCUGGCCACGAUGCUGCGCGCGCGCCCCGGCGCCCUCGUGCUCGCCGCGCCGCAGCUGCUCGCGCUCGGCCGCGCGCUCACCGCGCCCGGCCGGCUGCCGCUGCUGCUGUGGGCGCUGAGCCAGGCGGCGGAGGCGGAGCCCGCAGCGGCGGCGGCCGCGUGGGUGCGGGUCCUGCUGCCGCAGUGCGUCGGCGCGCCGCUGCCCGUCCCGGUCCCCAAGUCCGGCGCGCCCGCGGCCCCGGCGGCGGUGCCGCGGCUGGACGCUUCGUCACAGGAGGCGGCGGUGGCCUUCUUCGAGGGCCUGCUGCAGCGGCUGGGCCCCGGCGCCGCUGACGUGGCGCUCGGCGGCGGCCAGCAGGCGCCGGUCGUCCCCGGCGCCGCCGUCGAGGCGCUCGCGCGCGCCGCCGCGCCGCCGGCGCCUGAUGCGGUUGCUCCUGUCGCGGGCGGCAAGGGCGGCAAGGGCGGCGCGGCCGGCGGCGCAGCGGCGGCGGAGGCGCUGGCGGCGCGGCUGCAUGCGCGGCUCGUGGCGCUGGCGGGGGCGAGCCGGGCGGGGGGGCCGCAGCAGGGAGAGUGGCUGGUGCUGGCGCUCGAGACGGCUGGGCUGUCCUCAGCCGCGCCCGACGCGCCCGAUGCACUGACGGACCGCGCGGCCGCCAGCGUGGCCGCGCUGCUGGCCAGCCCCUCUGGCGAGGGCGCCUAUGACGUGUGGGAGUCCAAGCACAAGGGGCAGCUGCGCGGCAGCAGCCGCGUGCUGGGCGUGCUGGCGCGUAAGCCUGACCUGCUGCGCCCCGUGCUCGCCAACCGCCAGCGCGCGGAGGCGCUGCGGCGGCUGCUCGCGGCGCUGCCCGCGCGGCACCGCGCGCACCUCGCGGCCGGCAAGGGCUGGCAGGCGGCCGCCGCCAAGUCGGCCGAGGCGUCCGUCGCGGGCGUGGUCAGCAACUACGCGGGCCGCCCCGCCGCCGAGGCGCUCGACGCGUCGCUGCUCGCGCCGCUGAACCUCGCGCUCGCCCCCGCGCGCGCGGCGCUCGCGCCGCACCUGGCAAAGGCCGCCGACGCGCUCGCGCCGCACGUGGCUGCGGCGGCGGACGCGCUGUCGCCGCACCUGGCGAAAGCCGCAGAGGCGCUCGCGCCGCUGGCGGAGCAGGCGGGCGAGGCGUGGCGGCAGCUGGCCGCGCAGGCGCAGGACAUCUACACGCGCGACACGCAGCAGUGA